Molecule: messenger RNA, 2726 nt
Organism: Symsagittifera roscoffensis
Lineage: Eukaryota; Metazoa; Xenacoelomorpha; Acoela; Convolutidae
Product: transducin beta-like protein 3
Exons: 6
Coding region: 177-2663 (828 amino acids)
Biological process (GO): endonucleolytic cleavage to generate mature 5'-end of SSU-rRNA from (SSU-rRNA, 5.8S rRNA, LSU-rRNA); endonucleolytic cleavage in 5'-ETS of tricistronic rRNA transcript (SSU-rRNA, 5.8S rRNA, LSU-rRNA)
Cellular component (GO): small-subunit processome; 90S preribosome; nucleolus
Molecular function (GO): protein binding; U3 snoRNA binding
Source: RefSeq, a predicted model, not a curated record
AAUGGAACCUAAUUAUCUGAGAUUAUGAUUUUUUAUAUGAUUGCCUGCCUAAUAUAGUCUAAUUUUUGCUCGCAAGUGGGCGAAGGUCCUUUUCAUCUCUGUUCAUCUUACAAUUAAAUUGCGCUACCGAUUCUGUUUACUUUACUCGAAGUGAAAUUAUUCAAUGAAUUCAGAUAAUGCCGAAGAAACUGAAACCUCGAACUGACUUCGAGAAGACGAAAACAAUUUCGGCAUUCUACUCAGGAGGAAAAGUGGGACUUCUUGACAAUUCAAGGUUUCUAGUAUGUCCAUAUAAGGACAGUCUGAAUAUCAUUGACACGCAAUCGGGAAUGAAAGUUGCGUGUGCUAAACUGGAUGAUGACGAUGAAAUCUCUUCUUUUUGUUUCACGGACUGUGUUCUCGUUACAAUUUCGAAAAGUAUGUUGGUGAAAAAAUGGUCAUUGAAAGAAGUCAUUGACAUUGGCGAUGAAAAAGAUGGAUCAGAAGAAAUUAAAUUGGACUGUGAGCGAACUUGGAAGGCGGUUCACAAAUCACCGGUGACAUCUUGCGAAAUUGACUCUUCAGGGACACUUCUGGCCACCGGAAGUGCCGAUUGGACGACCAAAAUAUACGACCUCUCUCGUCAAUACCACACACAUAAUAUCAAAAACAGUGGGAUUAUACGCGUGAUUAAAUUCUGGGUCUAUGGAGGAGUUUAUUUAGUAGUUACAGCGGAUGAUAAUGGUCAGAUUCAGAUAACUCAUUUACAGACAAAGAGGUGCGUCUUCAGCGUGAAUGCUCACUUCGGGGCAGUUUUAGACUUGAAAUUUGACUCCCAACAUAACUGGUUUGUGAGUAUAGGACGCGACUGCUUGGCUUUUGUGUGGACCCCGGGCAAGUUAGACGACGGAUUCAGGACCACGGAGUUGCAAAUGGAUCAAAGUUCUUUCACGUUGAACGAAGUAGCAGAAGCAGUGAUCAUGCCAAAUAUCAAACAGGUGGGUCAUCUUCCGAUAGACGUUGAAUCUAACUCGAAAAUUUUCAUAACAGCUGGAGCCAGAGGUGUUUUCAAAGUGUGGGAUUCUACUGGACGAUGCUUGCAAGCUUUCGGAAAGUUGUCAUCCCAAAAUACGGAAGACGAUUCCUCCUUGGCGCCAAUUUUUUCCAUGAAUCAAAAAGAUGGAACAUUUAUAGCGUCCUCAUAUACAAAUGAUCUCUUUCUUUAUAAGCUGGAAACGCUAAAAAUUGUUAAAAUGUUCUCGGGAGAUCCCGAGGAAAUCUCGUCGACUUGUUUUGUUGGAAAUGAUAAAGCCUUAUUGGCAGUUGCUUCGAAAAGCAAGUUUUUGAAGCUUCUUAAUAUUGAUACUUCUCAUGUUCAAAUAACAUGCGCGCAUACUGACGUCAUAAUAUCUGUUUGUUCGUCAACUGACGGAAAUUUUGUUGCAACGACUUCGAAAGACAAAACUGUCAAACUUUGGAUUUUCAACUCUGACAAACAAUCUCUAAAAUGUAUUGGCUCAAUGGUUGGGCAUACAAUGGAUGUUUUGGACGCCCAGUUUUUUGUAAAUGACAAUCAAAGUUUGUGUUCAGUGAGCGAAGAUCUGACUCUGAAGGUAUGGAAACUGAAAACUGAAGAUACCGAUCAAAUUAGAUCUCUGAAAUGUGCUUGGACCGUGAAAGCUCACGAUAAGCAAAUUAAUUGCUGCAAAGUAUCGCCUAAUAAUGAGUUGAUAGUUACAGGAUCUCACGAUAAGCUCAUAAAGGCUUGGUUUGUCAAAUCUCAGACGCUAUCGACCGUAUUGACGGGGCACAGAAAAGGAAUAUGGGCGAUCGAUUUUUCAAAACACGAACAAAUUGUGGUCUCAGCUUCAGGUGAUACGACUGUCAAGCUAUGGAACUUAGCCAACUCGACUUGUAUGGCCACGUUUGAGGGCCAUGAUUGUGCGGUCAUUCAAGUGUCGCUUUUCAACAAGAGUUCGCAGAUUGUAUCAUCGGCUACUAACGGUCUCGUGAAAGUGUGGGAUGUGAAAACAUCGGAGUGUAUUACGACUUUAGAUGGUCACAACGAUAAAGUAUGGUCGCUCUCAGUGAUGGAAAAGCAAUCCAGUUCAAACGAAGUUGAAACAAAAACUGAAAAGGCACCUGAAGAACUGGUGAUAGUUAGUGCGGGUGCAGAUGCUUCUAUCGUUUCCUGGAAAGACGUCACUUCCGAGAACAAAUUGAAAAAGUUCGAAGAGCAAAACGAAAUCUUGACUCAAAUGCAGGCCAUGGAGAAUCUUCUACUAGGAGAAAAUUAUCUGGAAGCGAUUAAAUUGGCCAUUAAAUUGAACCAGCCGUACAAAUUGCUGACUAUUUUGGAAAAGAUUCUCUCGAAAAAAGAAGUAGCAGCUAAGCUAUCUGCGAUCGUUUCAGAUCUACCGGAGGCCGAUUUGGUUCAACUGUUGAAAUUUUGUGUUAUUUGGAACUCCAAUUCAAAGAAUUGUCACAGUGCUCAAAUUUUGAUGGAAAUCGUGUUCAAAAGCUGGAGCCCGGAAUCUUUAAUUGAGUUGCCAGGCGUAGCGGAAGUGAUAGAGCAGCUGAUUUGCUACCAAGAGAGACACCUGGACCGACUGGAGAAGUUGCAGAGAGACGCAACCCUUCUCGACUUCACUUCUUUUUGCAUCAAGGAAACGGCUGAAACUUAAUUUGAACUCUAUUCCUUUUUAAAAUUUUGUUUUCAGUUUCAGUAAUUAAAUUGUCAACUUAAA